Molecule: messenger RNA, 1632 nt
Organism: Saccostrea echinata
Lineage: Eukaryota; Metazoa; Mollusca; Bivalvia; Ostreida; Ostreidae
Product: histamine H1 receptor-like
Exons: 1
Coding region: 4-1539 (511 amino acids)
Biological process (GO): adenylate cyclase-activating adrenergic receptor signaling pathway
Cellular component (GO): plasma membrane
Molecular function (GO): G protein-coupled acetylcholine receptor activity
Source: RefSeq, a predicted model, not a curated record
AACAUGUACAUCGUAAGUUUGGCGAUGGCUGACCUGAUUGUUGGAAUUAUAGUGAUGCCUAUUAGUACGAUUUAUAUCUUUACAGAGGAAUGGAUUUUUGGAGUCGCUGUCUGUCAAAUCUGGAUUGCAGUGGACUAUACAGCUAGUACUGCGUCCAUUCUUAAUCUUUUUAUACUAAGUGUCGACAGGUAUUGGUCUGUGACGUCACCAUUACGUUAUCUACGGAAAAGAACGAAAAAGAGAGCACUGGUUAUGAUUUCGAUUGUUUGGGUAAUUUCAUCUUUAUGGAUUAUACCUAUUGUCGGGUGGCACCAUUUUGCUUAUGAUGGCAUCAGGACGGUUCCAUCUAAUGUUUGUGACACUGAAUAUGCCAAGGACUCCAUUUUUAAAGUGGUGACAGCGUUUUUCAAUUAUUUUCUUCCUUUAGCUAUUAUGUAUAGUCUUUAUGGUAAAGUUUUCCAUGAGAUCAGAAAACGGUCGGCUUUGGAACUUGGACAACAAUAUCCAACGGCAACAACACCAAUGACGUACAACUACGAUGGAGAUUCGCAAUUAGGCGGAAGCAGCAGCUAUAGUGAACCACGUAUUGAUACUUUCACAGAUCCACAUUCCAACAGAAUUGAAGAUGCCAAUCAUCCAACGACCAUGAAAAAUAGCUCACUCCAAAAAACUAAAAAGGUGAAACUUAAAAGUAGCAAAUGCCUCGUUUUGAAAUCCAAUAAGAUUUUGCUGACAACGAGCAGCAACGGGGCUUCUGAUCGGUCGAGGUUAGCUCAGAGAUGUAGGGUGGAAUACAUUUAUGACGAGAAUGUUCUAGAUCAAAAGACAGAAAAAUUAGAAAGAUUUUACUACGAGGAAAACAUUCCAUUGUCCUCUAUUCGUUCCAUGGACGCCCCCAACCCAAACUUUUGUAAUGAUUACUUAACAAAUCCAUCAAGCUCUCAUCACAGUUCGAGUAGUGAGGAGAGAUAUCAGGGUACAUGUAACACGGGUAUGAAGUGUAAUAGGAAGAUGUUGAAAUGUAAUAAUGUUUACGGGUUGACGAAUGGUAUCGAAAAACUUCGCCAAACGGAGAACAUAUUAGACACUGCUAUGAUCACGAAUGGAAACAAUGAAAACGACAGCAAUAAUAUUGCCCAAAGUGUUUGUAUGAUUGGCGAUGUGACUUCUCGUCGCAUUUCAAAUAUGUUUAACAUAAAACAUCGCAUUAAAAACUUUCGUCAAAGUUCGUCACUCACGAGGGAAAUAAAAGCUGCCCGUCAAUUAGGGGUAAUAAUGGGAGCUUUUACAGUUUGCUUCUUGCCAUAUUUUACUUUGUUUUUAGUGGUAGCUUUUUGUGAUAGUUGUGUCGAUACAGAGCUAAUGACAGCCAUGACCUGGAUAGGUUACCUAAACUCGACAUUAAACCCCUUUCUAUAUCCUCUAUGUAAUAUGAACUUCCGCCGGAAAUUCAGGAAAAUGCUGCGUAUUGAUCGCAAUAUUAAACGACGUUCACGACAUGCCGUAGAUCGAAAUAGCCUUACAAUGAGAUAUGACUGACAUAAAUGUCGUAAAAAAUCGUAAUGUUGUUUAAUUUAAUGCUUUCAUAACAUGCUACAAUUGAAUUCCAUUAUAUAAAUGUUUGUCAUUGAU